CCGCAACGACACCCGAACGAAGCAAAGCAAGUCCUCGGAGCAACCACCAUGACAUCCGAUUCUCUCUACGACCAAAUACUCGACCUAGAAGAACAAACAUGGGAAGCUCUACAAUCUGACGGAGCCGCUCUUACGCCGUUCCUCACCAAAGAUGCCAUCUUUCAAUUUCCAAUGGGCCUCAAAGUCACCGCCCACACCGAGCCGACCGUCGAAGAGAUCUUGCAUUCGUCAGCGUUCGUACCCUGGAAGACCUUCAAGCUGAGCAAAGUCGAUGUUACCCACGUUGGUCCCGAAGGAGCGGUCAUCUCAUAUCGAGCAAUAGCGACCAGGGCGUCGGCGGAUCCUAGGGACGAUCAAGAGGCAACGUUCGAUGCGUUGUGUUCGAGCGUGUGGAGGCUGGAGGCUGGGAAGUGGAUGAUGUGCUUUCAUCAGCAGACCAUGUACUCAACAAUGCAUUGGCUCCGAUUUGAGAUGCACCCCGGCUGUGUGGAGUAUGUCGUAAUACAACAUGUUGGAGAGCCGCAAAAGCGCGGUCUAUUGGCAAAGUUAAAGCAAGAGAACGACGACUUGAAGCAGAAGCUCGCGAACCUGUCAGCUCCUGCAGGCCGCGACCCACGUAACCGCUUUCAAGGCGAUCAGGCCUUACACGAUCUACGAGCUCUUCCUCAGCAAAAUCCGCUCGGCGUGCCGAACAUGCAGCACUCGCAACCUUUGCAAUCUCGACCCGCACAGACCCUCCCGCUCUCCAUUCCGAAUGCUCAAUUGCCUGGUGGUCCACAGAGCGCCCACCGGAACACGUCUCCGACCUCUUCCGACCUCUUUCCAGAUCGUGCCGCCAAGCGACUCAGAAUCGACUCACCCCAGGGCGCCACUCUCCGCCGUCCGGCUUGCACAGGCUGCUUCCAGAACAACCUGGUGUGCGAUGGCAGAGUCGUCUGUAGCGCUUGUCGCGAUCGGCGUUAUGGAUGCGAGUAUCGCUCGUGCCGGGACGGAGCUACGUGUGCCGAUGGAACAUGCAGUCGUCUGCAUCCAGGACAGUGGGAUGAGCAGGCUGAGCCGGAUCGAAAGAUUAAGCGAUUCACUUAG
Molecule: messenger RNA, 1086 nt
Organism: Zymoseptoria tritici IPO323
Lineage: Eukaryota; Fungi; Ascomycota; Dothideomycetes; Mycosphaerellales; Mycosphaerellaceae
Exons: 4
Coding region: 49-1086 (345 amino acids)
Source: RefSeq, a predicted model, not a curated record